Messenger RNA from Cricetulus griseus (Chinese hamster), 1729 nucleotides. Lineage: Eukaryota; Metazoa; Chordata; Mammalia; Rodentia; Cricetidae. The record is from RefSeq and is a predicted model, not a curated record.
GUGACCCCAGAGGAAGAGGCUGAGAUGGUGUGUAUGAUGGACAGUGACCCCUGGAAGCUCUCUCAGUCUGGGCGAAGGAAACAGGACUAUGGCCCAAAAGUCAAUUUUCGGAAGCAGAAACUGAAGAUGGCUGGCUUCCAGGGUCUCCCCAGCUUCAGCCAGAAGGUGGUCCAGAGAAUGGGCGUCUACCCAGGGCUGGAGGACUUCCAGCCUGUGGAACAGUGUAAUCUGGAUUACAGCCCAGAGCGGGGCUCAGCCAUCGACCCCCACCUGGAUGAUGCCUGGCUGUGGGGCGAGCGCCUGGUGAGCCUCAACCUGCUAUCUGCCACCGUGGUGUCCAUGUCCUGUGAGGCCCCUGGCAGCCUGCUGCUCUGCUCAGCCCUCUCCAUUGGACCUGAUGUUUUUGAUGGCAGCAUCGUGGCCCCUAGCAGGUCUGUCCCUUGCCAGGAGGUGGAGGUAGCCAUCUGUGUGCCCUGCCGCUCCCUGCUGGUGCUCACAGGGGCUGCCCGGCAUCAGUGGACACAUGCCAUCCACCGCAGACACAUCGUGGCCCGUCGUGUCUGCGCCACCUUCAGAGAGCUGUCCAAUGAGUUCCUGCCUGGAGGGAAGCGGCAACAACUGGGGCAGGAGCUGCUGCAGGCUGCCCUCUCCUUCCAGGGAAGGCCUGUGUGAGCGAGCACACCCCAGAGCACAGGGAAGGCCUAUGUGUGUGUGUGUGAGCACACCCGAGCACAGGGAAGGCCCAUGUGUGUGUGUAUGUGAACACACCCCUGAGCACAGGGAAGGCCUGUGUGUGUGUGUGUGAGCACACCCCUGAGCACAAGGAAGGCCCGUGUAUGUGUGUGAGCACACCCCUGAGGCCUUUCCACAAAUCAUUAGAUUCAUGUGAUUUUUUUUUUUUGAGACAAGGUCUCAUGUACCUAGGCUGCCUUCAAGUGUAUUCUGUAGUUGAAGAUGACCUGGAACUCUUGAUCCUUAUGCCUCCACUCCCCAGUACUAGGAUUACAGGUGUGCACACCAGGCCUGGCUUUAUCAAGUUGUUUUGUUUUGUUUUUCUUUUUGAACAGAGUCUCUGGCCUAAACUGGCCUACAGCCGAUAUACAGCCAAGGGUGAUUUUGAACUCCUGAUCUACUGCCUCUGUCUCCGGAAUGCUGGGAUAGUCAGUGUGCACCACAGUGCUUGGGGUUUUUUGUUGUUGUUGUUGUUUAGGUACUGGGAUGGAACCCAGGGCUUCCUGCUUGCUAAGCAAGUGUUCUGCCAACUAAGCUAUACCCUUACCCUGUUGGGAUUUUGAGACAAGGUCUCGUAUGGACCAGACUGGCCUGGAACUCACUAUGUAGCCUGGCUUUGAACUCCCAAUCCUCCUUCCUCAGCCUCCCAAGUGCUGGGAUGACAGCCCACUGAUUAGGUUUUCUGAGAAGCACGUGACCUCUGAUCAUGACAUACCCUGCCCAGGCUGGUUCUGAUGGGCCUGGCUCUUGGCUGCUCUCUGAGUUAUUUAAUUUGUCACAGUUUGGAGGAAUUCAAUCUUUAAAAACCUUAGUAUUUGGGAGAAGCAAGAUGGCUCAGUGGUAAAGUGCCAUCAAGCUGGACUACCUAAGUUCAGUCUUUGGAACCUUCAUGGUGGAUGAGUGGACCAACUCCUGCAAGUGGUCCUCAGACUUCCACACAUACAUUGCCUCUCUGAUAAAAUUUAUAAUAAAAGAAAACCCGUGUUCCCAUGUGAAA